AUGCGAUCUUCUGCUGUCCUCACACUGACCACGCUUAGCUCCAUUGCUUGUAGCUAUGAGCUCCCCGCGAAAUUAAAGUCUCUUUAUGACAAACACCAGUCUGGGCCUUGCUCAAACAAGCUGUCCGGCACCUUUAAAGGCGGCGCUUCUUACUGCGGCGAUAUCCCCAAUGCCAUCUUCCUCAAGGGCAAUGGCACCUACGACAACAUGGAUAUUGACUGCGACGGUGUCAACAGAAGCGCGGGUGCUUGCGCCAACGACCAGACUGGCCAGGACCAGACGGCUUUCAUGGACACGGUCAAGACCUAUGGUAUUCCAGAUCUUGACGCCAAUGUCCAUCCCUAUGUCGUCUUUGGUAACGCCGAGGCGGAUCCGUCCUUUGUCCCCCAAGACCAUGGCAUUGAGCCUCUUUCUGUAAUGGCCGUUAUUUGCAAUGACCAAGUGCAUUAUGGAGUCUGGGGCGACGUCAACGGCGGUGUUCUCACCGGCGAAGCUUCUCUGUCCAUGGCCAAGUUGUGCUUCCCCGAUGAGCCUCUUUCGGGCGACAAUGGCCACGACGCCAAGGACGUCAUGUACAUUGCAUUCACGGGUAAUGAUACCGUCCCUGGGAAAGACGGUGCGGACUGGAGCGCAAAGAACACUGAGGAUUUUGCCAAGAGCAUCAAGUGCCUCGGUGACAAGCUGGUCGAUGGCUUGUAA
Beauveria bassiana ARSEF 2860 is the source of this 699-nucleotide messenger RNA. Its product is annotated as chitosanase-like protein. Gene Ontology annotation, molecular function: chitosanase activity. The transcript has 3 exons. The record is from RefSeq and is a predicted model, not a curated record. Bases 1 to 699 code for a protein of 232 amino acids. Lineage: Eukaryota; Fungi; Ascomycota; Sordariomycetes; Hypocreales; Cordycipitaceae.